AUGCCGUCGCCCUUAAUCGCCUGAUCCACAUCCUCCAUCUUGCGGGGCUGAACAUCGACCUUCCACCUUUCCGUCCUUUGCUGAUCACGCCGGCGACUGUUUAUGAUUCCCCUGAAUUCCCCUCCCCGAAAUGACCUCCAGAGGUGACUCCGCGGGGUCCGCUCGCCCGCGAUCUCGUCGCUCCAUCGCUCAUGUCCCCCGAUCCAAGUUGACCGCCGGUCUGGACAAGGAGAAUACUUCGACCGAUGUCAGCGCCUCACAGCCUGUGGCUGGUUCUGCGAAACUGCCGGGUAAGGAUAAGAAAUCCCGCAGUAAGAGUUUGGGACCCGGCGGUUUAGAUGCGCUCCAGGACUCCAAUGGCAACCGACGCAAGUCUACCGCAGCUCUGCCGCUGAAAUCCAUCCUAAAACCUACAGUCCCCGUAUCUCCGGUACGGAAUAUUCCUUCGUUCGAGGAAACGCGCCGACGAACCCCCGCCAAGGGCGCACAUCAGAGUCAAUAUGACUGGAAUGUGAACAAUGGGGGCAGCGAAGGCCUGCUGAUAGAUCUCAAUACCCCCGCCCAUCCGUCAGCGCCAUCGAGCUCCGAAGAACGCGCCAACCCUUUCGAUGGAUUCAAUGCAGAGGCGAUUCGCGAUGAAAUGGCUGCGGCAAGAGAGCGCGAAGAACAGGAACGACGAGAACGAGAACGGAAGGCUGUUCUGCAGCAGAGAGAAGCCCGCCGAAAAUCCAUGGCAAAUCGCCGAGUAUCUUUCGCACCAGAGGCAACAUUGCACACGUGGAAUGUGGUGGAAAUCCCCGACGACUCGACUUCAUCCUCUACCUCCAAUUCUACCCGCCGCGCAUCGUCUUUAGCGAAUGCCGAAGCACAAGAAGCUGCACAGGCGCCGCAAACCGAACCGGCCUCCUCACCCAACAGCUAUGCCGAGUUCGACAUUGCCUUCUCCCCCGUACAAUACCCUGACCUCGAGCGACUGAAGAACGGCCCGUCGCAUCCGGGUUACGAUGGAAUGGGAUCUUCUCAGGACAUGUCCUCAAGUCCCUUCAGUGAAAGCUCCGUGGAUGGCACAGAAGACGUCGGAAUGCAGGAUUCUGCCAGGGACGAUGACGAUGACGAUGACGAUGACAACUCAUCCACUUCCGGCUUCGAUGGAGAAAGCACGGCGAUGAGCCUGGACGAUAUGACGAUGCGGUCGGCCGCGACCGCACAAUCCGAUGCCUCGGAGAGCACCACUUCCAGCAAUCGGUUGAACAACGCUCUACGGCAGGCCGCCCAAGAGGCCGGAACACAAAGCUUCGACGACGAGGAUGGGGAUAUGUCGAUGGAAAUCGCCGACCAAGAAAUAACUGGAGCUUUCCAACCCUGGAUUAAGAAGGGCGAGAGACAAAGUUUUGACUGGGAAGACCUAGACGCCCCUCAGGGUCAGGAAAAUGUCGAUCAGGCCAACCAAGCAGUGGAGGAUACAGCGUUCACCGAUGCAAUCAGUGAGAUGGAAGACGAUGACCUCAGUAUGGAAGUUACGAACGCCAUUGGGGGCAUUCUGUCUAAGCCACCGCCCAGUCGCCGUCAAAGUGUCGCUCGUCGGAAGUCCACAUCCGAGGAGACCAGCUACGACGAACAAACGAUGGAGCUCACCAACGUAGUGGGAGGUAUCGCACAAGCCCCCUCUCCUGCGAAAUCUAUCGGCGCUGAAAGCAACGUGAAUGAGGAUGAGGAGAUGACUAUGGAGUUUACGUCUGUGGUUGGUGGAGUGCUGAAGAAAUUCGCUCCGGGCUAUAACCCCGAUGGAGAAAGCAGCGCUCAGCCAGACUCUGCUGAUGGAGCGCAGAACUUGCCUGAAUCGGACAAUGACGAAGAGCCCAUGGAAGAGGGCGCAGAAAUGGAAAUAACCGGUGCUGUUGGCGGCAUUCUUCCGGCGACUGAAGAGCAAGAGGACCUCCCACAAGAAGAAGAUGGAGAUGAUGGCGACGACGACCAGACUGCGGGUAUGGAAGUUACCACUGCCAUGGGUCAAAUCUUGCCCCCUGAAGUGGAAGCCGAGGACAAGGACCAAGCGAAAAAGGUGAUGGAAAUGGAAUCCGACGCCGGUCAACUGGGUAGCUCUCCUAUCCGAGAGAGCGUGCCACAGUCUCCCGCCAAAUCUCCCGUCUCUUUCCACGUCGCCGCUGUUGCCUCGGAGAGCGGUAGCCCUAGUUUGGCCAGUGUACGGUCUCGACGCACGAGGCAGAGUUUGAGUCUUGAAGCGCCAAACACGCCAACUUCGCACACGCCUGAAAUGUCACAAUCGAAGACGUCCGUAACGCCUCCCAAACAGUUUACGCCGCAGCUCAGCCGUCCAGAGACCCCAGGGAAAACUCCCCCAUCGAGCAACAGGAAGUUUCCAAGCGCGUCCCCUAAGAAGCUGUUUCAGCCCGAGCUUCAGGGCUCAGCACAUAAGCCGAAGUCUCCUGGCCGCAAGAGCCUGUUCGGUGCCAGCGCUACAGGGGAAUCAACGCCUCUCUUCGUUCUCCAGCCUCAUGGAAAGAGACGUUCCUCUGGGCUUGGAAUUGACAAGGAAGGGCUUGGUUCCCCUCGAGUGGCGGCUAUGUUAGACAAGCGCCGAUCAAUUGGUGAGGAAGCCCCGGAGUUUGUUCCUCAAGCCCAGCCCCAUCAGGGAGUACGCUUCGAAGAUCCCGUGAAGCUCCACGAAGAGGUUGACCGCGAGCGCGAGGAAGAAGAGGACCGAGAAGACGGUCAUAUUCCUCCUCUCCAGGAUGCUACGUCGAACCUGAAAGACAUGAUCUCGAGUCUCACGCCGAAGAAGAAUAAACUUAAGGGCCGGAAGAGUUUGCAUGUUGGUGCAGCUCGCGGCCUUCUUGGCAAACGACCGGCAGAGCUGGACCAAGACGAUGAGGAGCUAGACAAUACGCCCAAACGUUUUAGAAGUUCCCAGGCCAGCCCGGUGAAGAGCAUCAAACUUCCUGCACCUCCCACGAAGGAUGAAACCGUGGGCCGUCGGUCGUCGCCCCGUAAGACCAUUGGCACCUCAACGCCGUCUAAAUCACCUCUGAAGAUGACCACAACGCCUACGCAAGAGCCACAAAGCAACCCAGCCGUUGAAGACCUGGCGGAAAAUGCUACGCCCCGUUCUGAGCCCGCGGAUGAUACUCCUGCUGAAGAACCGGAACCGGAGUUUGAACCAAUUCAGCUGCAGGACUUUUUGAACAUGACCAACAUUCAUUUCAUGGAGCUGAACACUACGAAAAGACGUCACACAACAGCGCCCGAUAGUGCUCGUAAAAGAGCGGCUAGACUUUCCAGCGAGAACGGUGAUAGGUCCAGCGCCGCCAAUUUCGAGGACUGUGUUGCUGCUGGUGUCUGCACCGUGCCUAUGCUGGAAUUAUACCAGCAUUCGUGUCGGGAGUUGAAAUCAUACAUCUCGGAGGGCAGGCAGGUCAUUCGUUCCAUCGAGACGGAGACAUUUGCCGACAACCCACCCCUAUUCCGGGAGUACAUGAACGCGGCUCCUGAUAUCCGCCUUCUGAUGGAUAACCAGUUCCGAAACGUGAAGACGCAUGCUCGACUGCUUAGCAAAGCUACGUGGUACGAGUGGCGGAUGAAAUUGCUUGAGGGCCUGAAAGACGGUCUGGGUCAUCACGUUGAGGAAAUGAAGGCCGACGAAGACCGUCUGUCGAAGCACGAGACGCUCCUGAACGAAGUCGUGCCUGCGCUUGUCGAGAAGCAUGCUGCCCUCGAGGGAGAGGCUACAACCUUGCAACAAUUGGCCGACGAGAUGGAGAACUGUGACCAGGACGAGCUGCGCGGUGCGCGGGAAAAGCUCUCUACGGUCGAGGAAGAAAUCGAAGCGAAGAAAAAGCAGCUGCAGCAAAUGCAAGAUGAGGUUCAAGACAAGACCAAUACGAUUGAAGCCGGUUCAGAGCUUAAGGCUGAGUUUGUGGCUCAAAUCGAAGAAGCAGAGCGGGUCAAGGCAGAAUGCCGUGGCUGGAGCGCGAAGGAGAUCAGCGAACUGAAGAACUCGGUACACAAUAUUGAGCGCCAAACAGGCUGGUCGAUCGUCUCUGCAGCAUCUUCUCCCUCCACGCCCCCAGGCCCGGUGGUCACAAUGUCCUAUCGGGAACAGCUCGAGCUCACCUUCCACCCCGGAGCUUUCUACAGCGACAAGGACGCCGAGCAAUCCUCUGACGCCAAAAUGGGCGCCCCCAUCGAACUGAGAUACCAUCCUCGCAGCGGAGCCAAAGCCACAACCCAACCCCCCAAGCUCUCAUCCAUCGCGCUGCUCGUCUUGAAAUCCCUCCAGCACCACAUCGCCAGCAUCCAGCAGCCCAAGGUCGCGCCCAAGCACCUCCUCCGCUUCAUCUCCGAGGCAUGGGACCUCAUGCUCAACCUCGAAGAGGAGGCCCGCAUGCUGGAAUUCUGCGGCGUCACGAAGCUCAAACUCUCCGAAUCCGACGACCACCCAUCCCUCCGCGCCCGCUGCACCCUCCUCCAAACCCUCCCCGCUGCAUCCAACCCCACCAAGAAGACCUCCUCGCCUCGCAGAAUCGACGUCGACUUCGCCGUCAAGACCCGCGUGGUCCCCCCCGCCCCCGACUCGGCGCCCGGGUCCGUCGGCGCCCUCGAUUUCGAGACCGACGUCCUGGCCAGUAAAGUCUACGGCUUCCAAAAUGGCAGCGGCCUGUCCGAGUCGGAGAUGCAGAAGAUCCUCUCGACACAGCUGGGCGGCAAGGAUUCCGGGCUUCAGCUUGGCGGCGGAGUCUGGAGUAACGCCGUUCAGAAGCUUACGGGGACGGUCUUUUAAGCGUUUCUCUGGGAUGUUUUUGAGUUGAUGUGAAAGUGAAGUGAAGUGAAGAUACCACGGACUGGAUAAGGAAAUCGGAAUGGAGUUUCUGGGGACUGGGGCCUUUUUCUUUAUUUCUCUGUUAAUUAUUUUUUGUUUCGAGCUGUUUUUAUGGGUUGAUUGGGUUAUUCGGGCUACGGAGUAGUUGAUUGUGGGUUUAGGGUUUGUCAAAUUGCUGAAUACCUAUUUUCAUUUUUAUUUUAUUUCGAUGUUAGCGAUUGUUUGUGCUCUCUUUUGAGGGUCGGGUUUAGGGUCGGGUUUCUUUAGUACAG
This is a messenger RNA of Aspergillus steynii IBT 23096, 5109 nucleotides long. Its product is annotated as kinetochore-microtubule binding complex subunit SPC105. Gene Ontology annotation, biological process: mitotic spindle assembly checkpoint signaling; protein localization to kinetochore; mitotic sister chromatid biorientation. The record is from RefSeq and is a predicted model, not a curated record. Bases 131 to 4798 code for a protein of 1555 amino acids. NCBI's taxonomy places the organism in Eukaryota, Fungi, Ascomycota, Eurotiomycetes, Eurotiales, Aspergillaceae. The transcript has 4 exons.